GAGACUAUAUUUUGUGUGGCAGUAGUUUUUGCUGUGUAUUUUUAUUAAUCAAUUAGAUGCAUAAUAUAUUAUAAUUUAUUAAUUUUGUGAACCAAUGUUACUUAAAUAUAGGAACUAUAAAAAGGAGCAUAAAAUCAAACAAAUAUAAUAUUUUUGUUAUCAUGUCUAAUGAAGAGGUUGAUGAUAUCUGGGAUGAUUUUAUAAAUUUACCUGCAGACCCUCCUGAAAUGCGUCAAAUCUGUUUUUCAUGCGAGCGACCUCAAAAUGUAUGUUGGUGUAAUUAUUUACCUAAAACAAGGCUAAAGCCUAAAUGUCGAAUUAUUCUACUGCAACACCCAGCAGAAGAAAAAAGAAGUCUUCGUACCGCUCCUAUGUUGACAUUGGGAUUGGCAGAAGAAAGUUGUGUUGUUUAUAAAGGAAAAAAAUUCCCUACAAAAAAACAUGUUGGCCUAUGGGAUAUAUUAUCAUCUAAACACUCAGUUUUAUUGUAUCCUUCUAAAAAAGCAAUGGAUAUAGUUGAUUUACCAAAAGAAACAGAACUUCAUAAUUUGAUUAUACUUGAUGGUACUUGGCCACAAGCAAAAGCUAUUUACAAUAAUACACCAUUGCUGCAAUCAAUGAUACAUGUAAAAUUUAUGCACAAAUAUGAAAGUCAUUAUAUUAUCAGGACCCAACCAACGGAUGGAUGUCUUUCUACAUUAGAAACUGCAAUUGAAGCAUUAACAGUAUUAGAAAAAGAUGAAUCAUACAAAAAUAUAUUGCUGAAACCUUUAAAUGCUCUAUGUAAUUUUCAACUACAGCAUGGUGCUGUAACACAUCAAAGCAAAGAAUUUAAAAAACGAAAUCGAACUUAUCCUAAACUAAUUGGAAGACGACUUCGACAGUAUUUAGAUAAUGGUGAUGAUUAUUAAUGCAAUUACUUUAUGAUAAAUAAUAAUUAUCAUGGUUAUAUUUAUAUUAUAUUAACUUUUAAUACCUAAUUAUCAUCUAUGUGAUGAGGACAAUUGUAAGUAGGUGCUUUCUUCAAAUAGUUUUAUAAUUUUUUUUGUUACUAAUUAUCCAUCUUAAGUAUACUGAAAAAUACAUUUUUAAAUCUCAAUUUUUAAACAUGAUAAAUAAUACCCACAUAAAAAUAUUUUGGUAUAGUAAGUUGUAUAUUAAUUAUAUCUAGUUAGUUAUAAUUCCUAGAUAAUUGUUUCUUAAUCAUUAAAAAUAAUUCAAGUAUACUAUGUAAGCACAUUUAUUUUGGUAAAAUGUAUUGUUUAAGAAAUAUUGACCAUCAAAUGACAAUAUAGGAUGCUCAUAUUAAU
Molecule: messenger RNA, 1310 nt
Organism: Metopolophium dirhodum (rose-grain aphid)
Lineage: Eukaryota; Metazoa; Arthropoda; Insecta; Hemiptera; Aphididae
Product: tRNA-uridine aminocarboxypropyltransferase 2-like
Exons: 5
Coding region: 162-911 (249 amino acids)
Biological process (GO): microtubule-based movement
Cellular component (GO): cytoplasmic dynein complex; cytoplasm
Molecular function (GO): dynein intermediate chain binding
Source: RefSeq, a predicted model, not a curated record